Homalodisca vitripennis (glassy-winged sharpshooter) is the source of this 1612-nucleotide messenger RNA. RefSeq names its product fork head domain-containing protein crocodile-like. Lineage: Eukaryota; Metazoa; Arthropoda; Insecta; Hemiptera; Cicadellidae. Gene Ontology annotation, biological process: cell differentiation; anatomical structure morphogenesis; regulation of transcription by RNA polymerase II. Gene Ontology annotation, molecular function: RNA polymerase II cis-regulatory region sequence-specific DNA binding; DNA-binding transcription factor activity, RNA polymerase II-specific. The record is from RefSeq and is a predicted model, not a curated record. The transcript has a single exon. The coding region runs from base 248 to 1252 and encodes 334 amino acids.
GAUCUAGUGUUACCGCUAAUUCUGGAGCUCCGAGGAGCCUCUGUUUUCUCAAUACAUUGAGCCGAAAGGAAACAGCCCGUUUGUUUUCUCUUAAUCUCUGUGUAAACUCGGCAGUGUUGUGUGUCAUAAUAAGAGCGGGCCACUUUCUAACCUCGCUUUUUAUCGCGGCGCUAAUACUGUUUGCAUACUAAACACCCGGACAUCUUGCGCCGACCUCGCUAUGUGUUAGAGUCGCCGGGUCUCCAGGAUGCACACUCUGUUCGGCGACCAGAAUGACUACCACCGGUACUACCAGAGGGCGAGUGGGUACCCGGGUACCCCGAUGGGUACUCCGUACUCCGGGUACGAACAGUACCCGCGGUUCGGGUACACGACACCGUACCCGCACCAGCAACCACUCCACGGCCCCGCCAAGGACAUGGUGAAGCCGCCGUACUCCUAUAUAGCCCUGAUCGCCAUGGCCAUCCAGCACGCCCAGGACAAGAAAUGUACUCUGAACGGCAUCUACCAGUUCAUCAUGGAACGCUUCCCCUACUACCGCGAGAACAAGCAGGGAUGGCAGAAUAGCAUCCGGCACAACUUGAGUCUCAACGAGUGUUUCGUCAAGGUGCCCAGAGACGACAAGAAGCCCGGUAAGGGGAGCUACUGGACCUUGGACCCCGACUCGUAUAACAUGUUCGAUAACGGGUCGUACCUCCGACGUCGGAGACGAUUCAAGAAGAAGGACGCCCUGAGGGAGAAAGAAGAGGCCCUGAAGAGGCAACAGCAGCAGGUGGAGGCUCAGAUAACCAAGAGGAACGAGGAGAAGCUCACCAUCGCGGAUCUGAAACCGAAGCCUCUGGAGUGCAAGCCGAAGAGAGAGCCUCCGGCGACCCUCACCUCCUGCAUGAGUGUGAGUGCCAAAUACUCGGGGCAGGACAUCAAGCCCGGGGUCGGCAUGUUGGAGCAGCAGAGUAGACUACUGGAGCAGAUGGGGGAGGUACCGUUCAGCGUGGACUCUCUGAUGACCGGCAGCCAGAGCUACGGCAGGGUGCCCGCCACGACGCCGGUCUACAGCUACCACUGCGCGCAAUACGAACACUCGGAGGCUCCUGCGGUGCAACAGUUCGCGGCCCCCACAGGGAGACACCCCGCCUGGUACAGCAGCGACCCCGCGGAGCUCUUCGACCCCGUGUCGGUCCCCAACCCCAGCUGUCAGCUCGGGUUCCGUGCCACGUCGUCCUACUACCACCAAGAGACUGCGAAGUACUGACGCCCGGAGCUGUUCCGCUAGGACGAGGUAAGGGAGGACAGUGCCAGUGCCGUGCUGCCGUACGCUCAGAUAUACGAACACUUUUUGAUACGGGAUAGCUACGCGGAACCCAGUUGCCUGUAAAUGUGUUUCGACAAAUGUCCAAUUUAUUGUAUUGUGUAUAACAUGAUCACACUCACUAGCAGAUGUAGGCUACCACAUUUAGUUUCUUAACAAGUUUUCAAAACCAAUUCAAAAGUUUAAUUGACAGUUUCGUUGAUAACAAUUAGAGUUUAACAUUAAUUUGUAUGGUAUAAAUUUUAGUUUUAGCAGAAUAUUAAAUUAGUUAAAAGUUCUCUAAACUCUAAGAAAAAUUGAUAA